Pleurotus ostreatus (oyster mushroom) is the source of this 234-nucleotide messenger RNA. RefSeq lists its product as uncharacterized. The transcript has 3 exons. NCBI's taxonomy places the organism in Eukaryota, Fungi, Basidiomycota, Agaricomycetes, Agaricales, Pleurotaceae. The coding region runs from base 1 to 234 and encodes 77 amino acids. The record is from RefSeq and is a predicted model, not a curated record.
AUGGAGCCUGAAGAACGUGAGAUCAGUCCAUUUAUGGUUGCCUUUGUCAUGACGAUGGUUGAAAUCCGGCUACAUGAGCUGCUGACCGGCAGCAAUACAACUAUCGAGCUCAAGGGAACAACGUGGGUCGAACCAUACCGUCGCCACAUGGACAGCCUUUUCGAGAUGCUUCCUUCAUUGCAUGAUGAAGUUCUCGCAGAUCUUGACCUCGAAAUCAUGGAGGUGUCAGAUUGA